CACUCUUUACGGAUUAAGCUUUAAUUUUAAUAUAAGCCCCCAAAUAAACUGAUAAUUAUCAGACACCAAAACCGAACCAAACGUUCGGUUUACUCUUUUUUUCUUCUUCUUUUUCUUCUGUUUCGUCGAGUCAUCUGGGAGGAAGAAAGAGAGUAGUCGAGAGAGAGAGAGAGAUGAGGAAUAAGGUGAACUCGCUUCUGAAACGAGGGCUCAAAGUAGUUGGCGAUGGCAUGUUGCUCAACAUAAUCCAAUCUGAACUCCGUCACGAAAUCUCCAACCCUCGUUUCCUGGGCGUUGAGACAGGUAAGCUAGGGGGUUUCAAGCUGGAUUGGGAUUCUCCGGGAAACAGAGACAUUGUCCUGAGGAGACGGUUUGAUUCAGGGGAAGAGGUUGUGGUCUCUGCUUUACUACAACAGGAGCCCAUUGAUGAUGCUGAUGAUAUAGCGUUUCCAAGGGGAGCUGUGGCUAAAGUUUGUAUCAGUAAGCCUAGUCUCAGCUCUGUCUUGCAGUUUGAUUGCCGGGUUUUAGAAACGGGUCGUGGAAGUUCUGAUUUUGAGAUUGAGAGAGCUUUUUAUAUCCGCUCUUUGUGUGGUUCUUCACCUAACGGAGGGGAGUUUUUCAGUACAUUAGAUCCGAGACUACAGGAUGCUUUGAAGCAGUACCUAACAUCCAAGGGAAUCCGUGAAGGACUAACGAAUUACAUCUUGUGUCAUCUGAACAAGAAGGAGCAGGAGCAGUACGUUAACUGGUUACACAAGCUUGAAUCGACAGUGUCACACUCUCUGAAGCCGUGAGGUGUUCAACUCCAUUUGUUCAUUUGUUUUUUUUUUUACCUUCUUAUUCUUCUUGGAGUUUUUUUUGCAAUGGCAAUGAUCUUGAGAUUAGCAUAAUCAGCUUUGCCAUGGUUUUUGUUUUAGGGAGAGUUUAUUGACAAAAUAUAUGUUAACUGGUGAAUUCCAAACAAAAUGGGACAAGAAAAUCUUAUGCU
This is a messenger RNA of Brassica napus (rape), 988 nucleotides long. RefSeq lists its product as uncharacterized. NCBI's taxonomy places the organism in Eukaryota, Viridiplantae, Streptophyta, Magnoliopsida, Brassicales, Brassicaceae. Bases 174 to 794 code for a protein of 206 amino acids. Gene Ontology annotation, cellular component: mitochondrial matrix. The record is from RefSeq and is a predicted model, not a curated record. The transcript has 3 exons.